AUGGGACUUGAAAUAGACUACUUAUUCCAUCCCCGCUCCAUUGCCGUUGCCGGAGCCUCAGAAUCGCCGGACAAGACCGGCCACACCUACUUCAAGAACGUACUUGAUAACUUCAAGGGUAAAUCAUACCCCAUCAACUUCCGGGCCCCCGAAGUCCUGGGAGUCCCCACCUACAAGUCCGUGCGCGACCUCCCCGAGGACGUGGACUACGUCAUCUCCGCCAUCCCCAACCGGGACAUCAUAGACCUGGUGGAAGCCUGCAUCAGCAAGAACGCCAAGGUGCUUCACCUGUUCACGGCCCGGUUCAGCGAAACGGGCUUCGAGAGGGAGACCCAGCUGGAGUACGAGAUGCUGGAGAAGGCGCGGGCCGGCGGUCUGCGCAUCCUUGGCCCCAACUGCAUGGGCCUCUACUAUCCGAAAGAGGGGAUCGCCUGGGGCCGUGACUUCCCCCAGGAGUCCGGCAAUGUGGGCAUCAUCUCCCAGAGCGGAGGCAACGGAGGCGAAAUCAUCUCCACCGGGGCCAGCCGCGGUCUCAGGUUCAGCAAGGUCGUCAGCUACGGCAACGCCCUGGACCUGAACGAAGCAGACCUUAUCGAUUACUUCGCCGAAGACCCGGAGACGGAGAUCAUCGGCGGGUACAUCGAGGGCGUGAGGGACGGCAAACGACUGUUCAAGGCUCUCCGCAACGCCUCAAAGCGCAAGCCGGUUGUCCUGCUGAAGGGCGGCAGGACACAGGCUGGGACCCACAUGGUCUCCUCCCAUACGGCUUCCAUGGCCGGCACACGCGAGGUCUGGGAGGCCAUGUGCCGUCAGACCGGUGUCACCAACGCGCAGAGUCUUGAUGAGCUGAUGGACAUGCUGGUUGCCUUCUCCACCAUGCCGCCCGCCAAGGGCUUCAAUCUCCUGGUCGGCGGAGGCGCGGGAGGAAGGAGCGUCCUCUCGGCGGACGAGUGCGAGGAGGAGGGCCUUCAUCUGCAGCAAAUCCCCGAGGACGUGCGCCAGGAGCUGGAACGGCAGGACCCCUUCUUUGGCGCGUGGGUGACCAACCCCGUGGACAGCUCGAUAAUGGGCGGCAGCAACCUGACCCCUACGACGUGGUGCAGCUGA
Molecule: messenger RNA, 1107 nt
Organism: Geodia barretti
Lineage: Eukaryota; Metazoa; Porifera; Demospongiae; Tetractinellida; Geodiidae
Source: the annotation of a GenBank genome assembly